Monopterus albus (swamp eel) is the source of this 1538-nucleotide messenger RNA. RefSeq names its product myosin regulatory light chain interacting protein a (gene mylipa). Bases 165 to 1538 code for a protein of 457 amino acids. Gene Ontology annotation, biological process: ubiquitin-dependent protein catabolic process. Gene Ontology annotation, cellular component: cytoskeleton. The transcript has 8 exons. Lineage: Eukaryota; Metazoa; Chordata; Actinopteri; Synbranchiformes; Synbranchidae. The record is from RefSeq and is a predicted model, not a curated record. Gene Ontology annotation, molecular function: ubiquitin-protein transferase activity.
AUUGAUAUAUCCUUCAGCUGGUGGCUACAGUUUCACCACUGGGAGUGAAAGGACUACGAAAGUAAUGAGGGCUUAAUGUAGGGAGCUUUUCAAGAAGGUUUGACGAUUGGUUUGAUUAUUGUCAGAGAGUGGCACACCAAAGAUUUAGAGAAUAAACAGCCAAAAUGCUCUGCCACGUUACUCGUCCGGAUUCGGUAGUGAUGGAAGUGCAAGUUGAUGCGAAGGCGAACGGCGAAGACUGUCUCAAUAAGGUUUGCGGAAAGUUAGGCAUAAUUGAAGUGGACUACUUUGGGCUGCAGUUCACAGGCAGCAAAGGAGAGAACCUGUGGCUCAAUCUGAGGAACCGGAUCUGCCAGCAGAUGGAUAAUGUGACGCCCUGUCGACUGAGGCUACGGGUCAAGUUCUUUGUGGAGCCCCAUCUCAUUCUGCAAGAACAAACUAGACAUAUUUUCUUCAUGCAUGUGAAGGAGGACCUUCAUAAUGGUCACCUGCGUAUGUGCUCAGAACAAGCAGAGGAGCUGAGUGCGCUGCUGGCACAGGCUGAGUUUGGCGACUACAACCAGAAUACAGCCCAGUACUGGUACUCCGAGCUGUGCGGAGAGGAGCCCGGCACUGCCACUACCAACAGUAUCAUAUCCAGACAUAAAGCUCUGGAAGGUUUGAGCCAGGGCUCCGUGGAAUAUCAGGCCCUGCAGCUGGUCUCCUCUCUCGAACACUAUGGCGUGGAGUGGCACUGGGCUCGUGAUGCAACUGGUCAACGGUUGGCCAUAGGAGUCGGCCCUGAGGGCGUAGCCAUUUGCAAGGAAGACUUCAGCUUAGUCAACAGUAUAAGCUAUCCCAUCAUCCAGAUUGCCACCCAGUCAGGGAAGAAUGUGCACCUGACGGUUACCAAGGACACACAUGACAGUGUGGUGCUCUUGUUCAAGCUAAUCAGUAACCGGGCAGCCAGCGGUCUGUACCGGGCCAUCACAGAGACCCAUGCCUUCUACAGAUGUGACACAGUUACAAAUGCAGUGAUGAUGCAGUACAGUAGGGACUUUAAGGGCCACCUGGCUUCACUCUUCCUCAACGAAAACAUCAACCUUGGCAAGAAAUACAUUUUUGACAUCCGACGUACAGCUAAGGAAGUGUAUGACCAUGCCCGCCGUGCGCUCUACAACUCUGGCGUCGUGGACAUGGUGUCUCACUCUGGCAGCGGGCAGCGCUCCUCUCCUACCCGGUCCCCAAGCACAGAUGACCAGCAGGAUGAGGGACUGGACUGCAGCAGCUGCCAGCAGAGCCGGGCCCUGCACGAGCGGCUGCAGAAGCUCAGGGAGGCUCUGUUGUGCAUGCUGUGCUGCGAGGAGGAGAUAGAUGCCGCAUUCUGCCCCUGCGGUCACAUGGUGUGCUGCCAGUCCUGUGGAAAUCAGCUUCAGUUGUGUCCUGUGUGUCGGUCGGAGGUAGACAGCAGCAUCCCUGCACCCAUCCACAGAGACAUGGCCUCUCCUGACAGCUGCUCCACAGAGUAUGAACACAAAGUCUGCCACACACAGAGAUGA